Molecule: messenger RNA, 2170 nt
Organism: Hydractinia symbiolongicarpus
Lineage: Eukaryota; Metazoa; Cnidaria; Hydrozoa; Anthoathecata; Hydractiniidae
Exons: 9
Coding region: 16-1644 (542 amino acids)
Source: RefSeq, a predicted model, not a curated record
AGACAAGUAUAUAAAAUGGGAAGUGGAUGUUCUUCUCCUUUACCUGAUCUACCAAGCAACAAUUUUAUGGCAAUCUCUCUUCAUGCAUGGGACUCUUUUAUUGUACUAUAUGGCGGUCAACCUGAGUUGGAUGUGAUCAGACAUUCCAUUGUGCAAUUCUGGUCAAAAGGAAUACAAGAAGAAAAACCCAAAUUUGCGAGUCCUGAAAAUCCUAACGCUGCAACAAGAUGUUACAAAUUCAAAAUGAAUGGCUAUCCUUUUUCUCUUGGCGACAAAUCAUCAUCUAUUGAAAGCCGGAAGAUGUGCGCAAAUGUGUUAUAUGGCAUGUACAACUUAGGAUGGAAGCUUCUAGUUUCCAGUGAUUUAAGCCAGAUGCAAGAUUUGACUACAUGGUUUUUCCAAAGGCAAACAUUGAUACCCAACACACAAAUCUUUUUCUCAAUUGGCAUCUCUUCAUUUGAUAAACUACAGAUUAGCAAUUGCCCAGUGCAUUUACAUUCCGUUAUAAAAGAUGUAUGCUUAUCAUGCUGGACAAAUGGUUUGAGAGAGAAAAAUAUCUCUGACAGCACCUUUGAGAUAAAAUUUGAAGGUAAUCCAUGGCAUUAUGUGAAUAAAGCCGAAUCUAUCAUGGCUAGACAUAUGUUGAAGCAAAUUAUUCAAAGUCUGUCUGCUCGUCAGUGGCUUCUAUAUGGAAAUAGUAACUUGAAGUCAACAGCCGACACGUUGUUUUUUCGACAUGAUCCUACACUGCAAGGUGAAAUCGAAUUUUUAUCAGUGAGCUUAAAUAGGACAGAUCGAUUGCGAUUCAUACACAUGCCUGAUGGCAUAGUAGCUGGCUUGGAAGAAGUUGUCCGACAAAUUUGGUACAACGGCAUACAAGAUAUUAAGGAUGAGCGACCUGUUUGUUAUGAGUUGAAGUUAAAGGGUAACCCUUGGUGGGCGUCAGGGAACGAAGCUAUCACAUCCAGAUUAUUGAUCGUAAAACUUAUGGAGAAACUCAGUUCAUACGGUUACUUCGUAAUUACUGGCUUGGAUAUUACUCGAAAAACUAAUGAUAAGUCGCUGCUGCUGUUUCAACGUGGAGCACCUCUUCAUACCAAGUUCAUGUGUCUUUCUUUAAAUGAAACUGAUAAAAUUCGCCUAAUUAAUGCGCCGAACGACGUAAACUCUGUUGGGAGAGAAAUUAUUAGCAAAUGGGUGCUUGGUGUCCAAGAAGAAAAAAAUGUGUAUGGUGGCGUCACAUAUCAGGCUAAACUUAUUGGUAAUCCUUGGAGUACCAUAUCAGGUGACGGAAUUCACGGACGGGCACUCCUGCUUGGUCUGCUUAAUGCUUUUACUUCAAUGGGAUGGAGGUUGGUCUGUUCGGCUGAUGUUUCAGCAAAAUAUAUCCACCAGGAUAAAGGACCGGAUUACCCGUUGGAUGUUCACAGCUGGUAUUUCAUGUUUGACGAAUCUAUGCAACAGCAACAGCCGGCUCCAUAUGGGUAUCAGAUUCCUAAUGAACCCUACCCAAUCACUUCGCCGAUGCCACAUCCAUUUGGUCCCAACGCUCCAACCGCAAACCCUAGUGCACCUCUUUAUCCAACCUUACCAGAAACUGUUGAUCCUGCUCCUCCAAGCUAUUAUGAUGCAAUAAAGUCAUGAUAAAUACACUCAUAUAUCAAACACAUUGCGCUUCAUCAUAUUCAGUCAAACCUUGAUAUUAGAAGUAUCUUGUUGCUGUUGAACAAAUGUUACCUGCACCUAACUUAAUUGAAAUUGUAAAUAUCCCGAAUUAUGUUAUAUAUAUCUGCAAUUCAUUAUCAAUCAAAGAUUUUGAUUGUCAACGAAAGAAAUGUCUGGGUCAAAUAUUCUACUUUUUAUCAGUGGCAAAUCAAAUCAACCAUAACUUCUGCUUAUAGAAUGUAAUUUUCCGCUAAAAGUGAUUAAGAUUUUUUCAGGUAAGUUUUAAAGUCAUUUACGAAUUCCAAAUAUUGACCAUAGCUUUUUUUAAGAAAGGAAUUUCGAAUUUGUUUUUUUAUCGGUAACUAUUAUUUAUUUGUCCUUAUUUUUAAUGGAUUGCUUAUGGUGGUUUCGCACAUAUUUACAUGCAAAUAAUUCUCUGUACAUAAUCUUUUUUAUAAUUUUUUUGUGUAGCACAUAUCCAAGUAAAAUAAUAUUCCAUGUUCAA